Messenger RNA from Trichosurus vulpecula (common brushtail), 494 nucleotides. It is a transcript of the gene PYY, whose product is annotated as peptide YY. The record is from RefSeq and is a predicted model, not a curated record. Gene Ontology annotation, cellular component: extracellular region. Gene Ontology annotation, biological process: feeding behavior; neuropeptide signaling pathway. Gene Ontology annotation, molecular function: neuropeptide hormone activity; neuropeptide Y receptor binding. The coding region runs from base 1 to 294 and encodes 97 amino acids. The transcript has 3 exons. NCBI's taxonomy places the organism in Eukaryota, Metazoa, Chordata, Mammalia, Diprotodontia, Phalangeridae.
AUGACUAUUCGGAGGCCAUGGACGAUCUCGGCUGCAGCGCUACUGGCUCUGCUGGCCUGCCUAGGGGUUCUGGUGGAGGCCUACCCUUCCAAACCUAAGGCCCCGCGCGGGGACGCUUCCCCGGAGGAGCUCAGUCGCUACUACGCUUCCCUUCGGCAUUAUCUCAAUUUGGUCACCAGGCAGCGGUAUGGGAAGAGGGACAGUACAGAAGGCCGGCUGGCUGAGAGUCUCUUUCUGGACAGCAGCGGAAACCAGAACAGCAAGUCUGGGUCAGAAGAGCCUUAUGCUUGGUGAUAGUUCCACCUUCUGAUCGAUCUCAUUUGCAUACCAGAGAACUUUCUACAAGGUCAAGACUCUGCUGAACCUCUGAUCCUCGAACUCUUGGGGGCAGCACCUGGGGGCUUCCAGUUUGGCGAGCUCUAAGUCCUGCACCUGCGGAAGGACUAUAGGUGACUGCUUCCUGAUUCCUUAAUAAAAAGCAAGCUUCAUGGAAA